CCUUUAGGUUUAUAUAUCGAACUGAGAUAUUCAAAACAUUAUAAACACAUUGAUCGCGCUCCGUGGUAAAUACAAAUCCCUUUACAAAUAUAAAUCCAUAUAUCCGCGCUUUAUCAAUCGGACUGUAUAUUUUUUAAACUAUCUGAUUUAAAAUUGUCGGCGUUGAAUGAUCGAAAUAAUAAGAUAAUGUGAAUACCUUAAGCUGAUGAAUUGUUUGAAAUUGGGAUUGAUAUAAGUAUCAAAUAACAAUGAAUGUGUCAGAUAUUAAUACAAAAGUCAGUGGUCGAGUCGACAGCGCAUUACCACCAAUAGACGGUCAAUAUUCCGCGAACAAUUUAAGACAAAACAGGAUAUGUGGAAUUAAUGCGUUUUCUUCAUCGAACAUGGUGAGCCAAAAUAACCGGGGCACCAGCUCCAAAAGCUUGAUAUAUCGGAGCAUCCCGCCCAAGCCUCACACUUUCACACUCUCAGACAUGAUUGGGGAAUCGCUCCCGCAACAGAAAGGAGUGACCAGCAAGAAACUGGGCAUGUCAGGCAGCUCGUCGUCGGAAUUCGCUAAACGAUUUCUAUCGCGACCGAUGGCGCAACCCAAAGUAGUGGAAUUUAAUGUAGGAAAAAUGAGUGUGCAUAAACGCCGACGAGGAAUAAAUGGAUUUUUCCCGCCUGUGAAAUUAAGGAUGGCUUCGUCGGCAACCAUGGCAAAGUCUCCCACCCAUAGCGCUGUAUCGUCGGAGAUAGGACAAUAUGUGCACCAACAACUGCAUGGCCCGACAGUUCACGCCAUGUCAGCACCUCUGAUGCCGACAGGAUCGAACACGGCGACAACGACGACAAACGGCACAAUGCAACUAGCGCCGACAUCAUUUUCCGAAGUCCGCCCAAAGUCUGCGUCACGUUCUAUCUCGCGAGCGUCUCGCACGUCACGUCACUCCGUCCGGAAAACGCCGGAGUCGGUUCGGACGGCGCCGCCACUGGAUACUGGCAUUGUUUACCCAGAAACUUUCGAAUUUGAGGAUAUAAACCACCUGCCUAAUCAGAAAACGCAGGUUUUACCUCCAAGGAACUUACCCUGGGUGUUUAGGUACAAAGUGAAGAGAAAUAUGAACGAACUAUCAAAGAUCAUGGCAAAUAAAAACCCUCAACUCGUAGAUGUUUGAAGAGAUUUCAGAAACAAAUUAUUUCGAUAUAUUAAUCUGAGGGUGUCAAAUCCAGCAUUGAAUUUGGAUUUGUUAUGUUUGAUUUCACACGUGGACUUUGUGCCGUUUUAAAAGAACGCAGUGCAAACAUUAAUGAACUAUUUAUUUGCACAUUCAGUCUGCGUGUGGACGCAGAUUGUGAUUACUUGUGAAUAUAUUAAAGUCUCAUUUAUUCAUAUUAGUGUGAUUGUGCAGCAUUUGUUACAAGUACAUUCCCACAUACCGGUAUUGUGUAAAUGUGAUUACUCGCUAUUCAUGUGGUAGCUCAGAUUUUAUUAAAGUCAGACAGAGUGUUUUGGCUGCAUGUUAACAUAUCUGAAACACAACGCUUAUGGAACACAGUUGCAUUUCGUAUCUCCAAGAACGACGAGUAUACAUAAUAGGAUUGCUCUAAAUUGGAAUCUGUUUAUUGGUUUUAUUUGAAAGCGUAAUUCUAGUACUAUAUUUCAGUUUUAAAUUAUUCUGUACAAAUGAUUGACCACUAAAUAGUAAAAAUAUGAUUUAUACGUUCGUUAAAUUGCCUCAGCUAAAAUCAAUCAUAUCCUGUAAAUAAUAGAACAAGGUCAAAUACGUGUAUAGAUUAAAAGCAUAGAAUAAAACAUUUUAAACCUGAUUUUAGUACAGAUCAAUAUACAGCCAGAGUCUCAAGUAUUGUCACCAUUAAUCAGCGUCAACACUCCAGUCAUACACUGGACCAACCAACGGCUUUGAGUGCGCUACAAGUGUUUGCAAGGUCCUCGGGAAGUUUUAAAUAUUGAAAUUUAAUGCAUUUAUCCAUGGCGCUUGUAACAUAAGAAUCAACAUUAUGA
Molecule: messenger RNA, 2005 nt
Organism: Mya arenaria
Lineage: Eukaryota; Metazoa; Mollusca; Bivalvia; Myida; Myidae
Exons: 2
Coding region: 249-1157 (302 amino acids)
Source: RefSeq, a predicted model, not a curated record